Durusdinium trenchii is the source of this 934-nucleotide messenger RNA. Lineage: Eukaryota; Dinophyceae; Suessiales; Symbiodiniaceae. The record is from the annotation of a GenBank genome assembly.
UCAGCUAGACCUGACGAAAGCUCGAAUUCUUUGCAACUUUCUUCCGAGCAGACUAUAAGAAAUGGAGACACGAGGUGGUCGAAGAGUCCUUCGGACUUGCCUGGCUCUAUCGCUUCUUCCAGCGACAUGGCUCUUCGUGUCGCCGCCACACUUCUUCGGCCCUGGCGAGCGCCGCGCGCUGCACCGCGCGCUGCACAGGGCCACCAAGCCAGCUGGGCCACUUUUGCCCUCUGAGCCCAUGGGCGUUCCAUGGAACAAGGCUGGUGGGUCUGUGACUGUGGAGCUCUUCUUAGAUUUGUGCUGUCCAUUCUCGAAGAGGAUGUUAAUGACGGUGGCAGGUGGAGUGGCCAAAGCCUUUGAGGGGAAGGUGAACUUCAUUUUCCACUCGGUGGUCCAGCCCUGGCAUGCCCAGAGCUCUUAUAUGCACGAGGCGUCCUUGGCUGUUUUGAAAUUGCAUGGCCGGGAUGCCUUUUGGAAAUAUACAGUUGCUCUCAUGGAGCAGCAGGAGGAUUUUUUCGACGACAAGGUCUUCGAAAAGAGUCGCCAGCAGAUAUACAAGGAACUGGCGAUUGUGGCGCACGAGCAGGGCUUUGAUGAUAAGAAGAUCAUGGCCAGGCUUCACCUCACCGGCCUCGGAAACGCGGGCAACGCUGUGACGCAGCACCUGAAAUGGGCCACGCGUUUUCACCGGCUGCGCGGGGUUCAUGUCACCCCCACCGUCUUCGUGAAUGGUUUGGAGGCGGGCAUUGUGAGCAGCGACUGGAAGCCGGAUGAAUGGGAGGCCUUUUUAGAUUGGCACGUGAACAAGACCAGCACCUGAGGGUUUGUCGACCGGCGCCGUCGACCGGCGACGACUGUAGCACGUGAGCAAAGAGCUAAAGGUCGGCACUCACGUUUCUUCAAAAAUGAGCAAGUUGCAUUUUCCUUGAAAAAA